AUGGAUUUCAAUGGGAGCCUGGACUAUGGGUCCUAUCCCACAGGCCUGCCCUACAACACCAGCGUGGACUAUGAGGACUACUACCAGGAGCCGGACGCUAGUAAAAUCAUCAUCCCCUCCAUCUAUGCCCUCGUCUGCUGCGUGGGUCUCACGGGCAACGCCAUGGUCAUCUAUGUCAUUCUGAAAUACGCCAAGAUGAAAACAGCCACUAACAUUUACAUCCUCAACUUGGCCAUCGCCGAUGAGUUGUUCAUGCUGAGCGUUCCUUUCCUGGCCACAUCCGCGGCCGUCCGUCACUGGCCCUUCGGGUCCCUGAUGUGUCGCCUGGUGCUGAGCGUGGAUGGUAUCAACAUGUUUACGUCAAUCUUCUGCCUGACGGUGCUGAGCGUGGACCGUUACAUAGCAGUGGUCCACCCUAUCAAGGCCGCCCGCUACCGCAGACCCACUGUUGCCAAAGUGGUCAAUGUCUGCGUGUGGGGGCUGUCGCUCAUAGUCAUCCUGCCCAUCAUUAUCUUUGCAGACACUGUCCCGGCGCAGGAUGGUGGUGUGGACUGUAACUUCCUGUGGCCUGAGGCAGCCUGGUCAGAGGCAUUCGUGGUCUAUACCUUCCUGUUGGGAUUCCUGCUGCCGGUCGGCGCCAUCUGUCUGUGCUACUGUCUCAUGGUGGCCAGGAUGCGAGCAGUGGGGCUGAAGGCCGGCUGGCUUCAACGCCGGCGCUCGGAGAAGAAGAUCACCCGCAUGGUGCUGCUGGUUGUGGCGGUGUUCGUCCUCUGUUGGAUGCCCUUUUACAUUGUCCAACUGGUCAGCGUUUUCCACCGGCCCCCAGACCCCAUGGUCACUCAGCUGUUUGUCAUCCUCAGCUACGCCAACAGCGGCGCCAAUCCCAUCCUCUACGGCUUUGUGUCUGAUAACUUCCGGCGUUCGUUCCAGCGCAUUGUGUGUUUCCGGUGGCUGGAGUCUGGGCUGGAUGCGGAGCAGGUGGAUUACUGUGCUGUAGCUUUGAAGAGACAAGCGACGUGCAGCCCUCUGGACUUUCCCAAGGACUGCAUGGCUUCUGAGAUGGUGUUUCGCAAUGGGACAUACACGUCCCGUACGACCACGGUGUGA
This is a messenger RNA of Seriola dumerili (greater amberjack), 1107 nucleotides long. RefSeq names its product somatostatin receptor type 1-like (gene sstr1b). Gene Ontology annotation, biological process: cellular response to glucocorticoid stimulus; neuropeptide signaling pathway. The transcript has a single exon. The record is from RefSeq and is a predicted model, not a curated record. Gene Ontology annotation, molecular function: somatostatin receptor activity; neuropeptide binding. NCBI's taxonomy places the organism in Eukaryota, Metazoa, Chordata, Actinopteri, Carangiformes, Carangidae. Gene Ontology annotation, cellular component: neuron projection; membrane. Bases 1 to 1107 code for a protein of 368 amino acids.